This is a messenger RNA of Rotaria sordida, 2810 nucleotides long. The record is from the annotation of a GenBank genome assembly. NCBI's taxonomy places the organism in Eukaryota, Metazoa, Rotifera, Eurotatoria, Philodinida, Philodinidae.
AUGCCAACAUUAUUUUGGGAACGACUUCAAAAACAUUUAUCAUCUUCUAAUUUUAUUGAUAAUUCUAAACUAGAAAAAAUUAUGAAUAAACGAAAAUAUUCUAAUUUCAAUCUUGAUACAUGUGAUGAACCUGAUUCACCUUGGUAUACUGGUUCUAAUACAAUAAAAAAACAAAAACGUUUAACUACUUCUUCCAUGCCUUUAUCUACAUCGAAUCGUAAAUCUUCAAAAUUAAUUGAUAAAACUUCAUCUAUAGAAAAUAUUGAUGAUGAUGAUGAUCUUAUCAUUCCAUUAAAACGUACAACACGAAAAAAGAAACCUCAAAUAAUAGUCUCAUCUGAUUCUGACUCUGAUGCAACAAUUAUUAUUGAUGAUGAUGACGAUGAUGAAGAUAAAGAACAACGAAAACCUAUUAAAAAGAAAGUUGUACAUCGACCCGAAAUAGCUGAAAAUAAAUUAAAUAUAGAAACAAAACAAGCUAUGAAAGAACAAACUGAACGUGAUAAACGUAUUCAAAUUCAACAAGAACAUGAAGAAUUAGCUCGUUUAGAACGUAUUCGAAAACAAAAAGAAUAUAAUGGAGAUAUACUUACAAAACAUGAACAAAAACACUUACCAGUUGCAUUUGAAUUAGUACUUGAAACAGAUCCAAAUACAAAUGAUAUUAUUAUUGAAGUUGAUUUAAUGCUUGUUCAAUAUAUGAAACAACAUCAAGUCGAAGGUGUUCGAUUUCUUUGGAAUCAAGUAUUUGAAUCAACAGCACGAAUUGCAGCUAGUAUUAAUAAAGAAACAAAUGAAGAUCAUGGAGGUUCAGGUGCUAUUUUAGCUCAUUGUAUGGGUUUAGGUAAAACAUUUACAACUAUAUCAUUGAUUCAUACAUUAUUUCGUUAUCCAAAAUUAACUCAUAUUCAUCGAGUAUUAAUACUUUGUCCAUUAAAUACUGCAAAUAAUUGGAAAAAUGAAUUUCGACAAUGGAUAGGUGAUCUUGAACCAUGUAUUAAUGUUUAUUUAUUCAGUGCUGAUGAUAUACAAAAAAAAGAUCGUAUACAAUUUCUUCGUUGUUGGUAUGAAGGUGGUGGUAUAUUAAUAAUGGGUUAUGAAAUGUAUCGUUUAUUAAAUUAUGCAUCGGAACCAACUAUUAAAACUUCAAGUAAAACUGCAAAGAAAAAACAAAGAUCAACUGAAGAUAAUGAUGAUGAUUCAUCAAAUAGGAAUGAUGAAGGAUGGACAAAAAAGCCAACUAAAACUAAGGCUAAUUUAGCUACUAUUGAAAAAUAUCGAAAAUAUCUUCGUUCACCUGGUCCAGAUUUAAUUGUCUGUGAUGAAGGCCAUAUAAUUAAAAAUCCAAAGAGUGCUAUUGCUCGUACAGUAAAUGAAGUACGUACAUUACGUCGAAUUGUGUUGACUGGUACACCAAUGCAAAAUAAUUUAAAAGAAUAUUAUGCUAUGAUUAAUUUUUGUAAACCAAAUUAUCUUGGUACGGAACAUGAAUUUUCUCGAAAUUUUCGAAUACCUAUCGAAGCUGGUCAACAUAAAGAUAGUUCACCAGGUGAUGUAGCAUAUAUGAGACGUCGAGCAUAUGCAUUAAAUCAACGUUUAAAGACUAUUCUUCAUCGACGUGAUUUUGAUGUAUUACGUUCAUUUUUACCACCAAAAUUCGAAUAUGCUGUAAAAAUAAAAUGUAUGCCAUUACAACAAGAACUCUAUCAAACAUAUUUAUUAAUUCAAAAUAUUGAUCCAACAGCUCGACUAAAUAUGGCUAAAUUACUCACAGAUUAUCAAUAUUUGAUGAAGAUCUGGACACAUCCAUGGCUUCUUAAACCUCAUUUUAUUGAUGGUUAUCAAAAAUAUUUAAGAGGUCAAGAUCAAGUAGAAACGGAUCAAUUUUUUCAAGAUGAUCCGGAUGAUAUCGAAGAUGAAUACGAAGGAUCACGAACUCAAAAACGUACUAAACAAGCAUCUAAAGACAAAAUUACACCAUCAACAACUACUACCACUUCUCGAUCGGUAAUCAGCAAAUAUUUUUCAAAUACGAAUGAUCGAGAUGAUACAAUAAGUACUGAUAGAAUGGCAAACGUAUUAAAAGCAAUGAAAAAAGAAUGGUGGUAUGAUAUGUUCGAUGUAGAACAAUCACAAUUUGAUAUUGAACUUUCGGGUAAAUUUGAAUUAUUUCGAGCAAUUUUAAAUGAAUGUGAAUCAAUUGGUGAUAAAUUAUUGGUAUUUACUCGAAGUCUUCUUUCACUUGAUUAUAUUGAACAAUGGCUUGAACGUUGGAGUACAAGAGCACCUUCACCAAAAUGGAUUAAGGGUACUGAUUAUUUUCGUAUGGAUGGAAAAGUUCCAAUUAAACAACGAGCAAUUGAUAUAAAAACAUUUAAUGAAAUUGAAAAUACUCGAGCACGUUUAUUUCUUAUAUCAACUAUGGCUGGUGGUAUUGGUAUAAAUCUUUAUUCAGCUAAUCGUGUUAUUAUUUUUGAUGUUAGUUGGAAUCCAGCACAUGAUCUUCAAGCUAUGUUUCGUUCAUAUCGACUUGGACAAAAGAAACCAGUCUAUAUUUAUCGCAUUAUUGGUAAAGGUACCAUGGAAGAAAAAAUCUAUAAACGUCAAAUUACUAAACAAGCUAUGUCACAACGUGUUGUUGAUUCUAAACAACUUGAUCGACAUUUUACAAAUGAUGAACUUUCUCAACUUUAUCGAUUUGAACCAGAUAAUGAAGAUGAUCCAUUGGAUAAAUAUGAUGCUGAUAGAGUUAAAGAUAAAAUCUUAAGAAAAUUAAUGGAUAAUUUUGAAGAUUUAAUUGUAUCAUAUCG